Pogoniulus pusillus (Red-fronted tinkerbird) is the source of this 1410-nucleotide messenger RNA. It is a transcript of the gene GIPC3, whose product is annotated as GIPC PDZ domain containing family member 3. The record is from RefSeq and is a predicted model, not a curated record. Gene Ontology annotation, molecular function: protein binding. Lineage: Eukaryota; Metazoa; Chordata; Aves; Piciformes; Lybiidae. The coding region runs from base 207 to 1178 and encodes 323 amino acids. The transcript has 6 exons.
GCCCUCAGCCCCAGCUGGGGAGGAUGUGAGGGCUCCGGAGCCUGUUGCCCUCCCUCUUCCUCCAGGCUGCCGAGCCCCUUCCUAUGUGCUCACCUGAUCCCGGGCGGGUUACCUGCACCGCCAGAUCGGGUUCCCGGACCCGGGGAUCACCUUACGGCCACGCCGGGAGCCGGCACCAUCCAUAAUUCAGCAGCGGCGGCAGCGGGAUGCGGCGGGCGGGCAGGCGCAGCAGGCAGGCCCCGGAGGGCAGCCCCAUGGAGAACGGUGUGGGGCGGGAGCCGGGGACCUCCGCGCCUCCUGCUGCCGAGGGCGCCCCGAAUGCCCGACCCUCGCGUCCCCGCCCCAGGCUGGUGUUUCACACGCAGCUGGCCCACGGCAGCCCAACGGGGCGCAUCGAGGGCUUCACCAACGUCAAGGAGCUCUACACCAAAAUCGCUGAGGUCUUUGGCAUCUCCCCCACCGAGAUCCUCUUUUGCACACUCAACACGCACAAGGUAGACAUGCAGAAGCUGCUGGGGGGGCAGAUUGGCCUGGAGGACUUCAUCUUUGCCCAUGUCCGGGGCGAGACAAAGGAAGUGGAGGUGACGAAGACUGAGGAUGCGCUGGGCCUCACCAUCACAGACAACGGAGCUGGCUAUGCUUUCAUCAAGAGAAUCAAGGAGGGGAGCAUCAUCAACCGUCUCCAGACAGUAUGCGUGGGCGACAGCAUUGAGGCCAUCAAUGACCACACCAUCGUGGGCUGCCGACACUACGAGGUGGCUCGGAUGCUGCGGGAGCUGCCGCGGGCACAGCCCUUCACCCUGCGCCUGGUGCAGCCCAAAAAGGCCUUUGACAUGAUUGGGCAGAGGACACGGAGCAGCAAGUCGCCAAGUGAGGGCAGAGUGUCCAGUGGGAAGGAAACGCUGCGACUACGGGCGCAGGGCCCAGCCACGCUGGAGGAUGGGCCUAGUCCCUUUGAGGAAGAAGCUGCUUGCCGGGUGGAUGACCUGCUGGAGAGCUACAUGGGCAUCCGUGACAGUGAGCUGGCCUCAACGAUGGUGGAGGCAGCAAAGGAGAGCCCUGGUGCAGCCCAACUUGCUCGUGACUUGGACUCGGUUCUGGGUGAAUUUGCCUUUCCCCAGGAGUUUGUGGCCGAGGUGUGGGCAGCUGUCUGCCAUUCUAAGGAGGUGCAGAAGUAGCUACACGCAUGGUGGUGCCCCUCACUCCUCCCCAGGUCUCCCCCUGACCUAGUCCCCAUUCUGCCCCCUGUACCCUCCUCAGCUGCACCCAGGUGUGCCCCCUGGGUUAAUGGGAAGCAAACAGGGCACCUAGAUCACCCCUAAAGGAUUCCUCUUGUGCACCCCCAAAACGUGGUGGGGAGCUGCUGUGGUUCAUUAAAGCAGAGACUGGAGGAGAAGGGCUGCUGCUCUG